AUGGCCCGGAUAGAUCGGGUGCGGGCCGAGCAUCACCCCUUCGACGCUAAAUGCUUACCCUUACCCAGCGCGCGCACGAUAAUUCCAAGGGGCGUUUCAGCCAGCGUCUUGUCGUGUAUCGCAUGGAGGGGGGGGGGAAUCGAGAAAAGCGUUAUUUUGCGCUCGCUGCGCCCCCCUUGCAUCGUUAAUCUUAAAACAAACUGUGCUCCCCGGUCGUAG
This is a messenger RNA of Bipolaris victoriae FI3, 219 nucleotides long. RefSeq lists its product as hypothetical. Bases 1 to 219 code for a protein of 72 amino acids. The transcript has a single exon. The record is from RefSeq and is a predicted model, not a curated record. Lineage: Eukaryota; Fungi; Ascomycota; Dothideomycetes; Pleosporales; Pleosporaceae.